Molecule: messenger RNA, 1884 nt
Organism: Solanum dulcamara
Lineage: Eukaryota; Viridiplantae; Streptophyta; Magnoliopsida; Solanales; Solanaceae
Product: probable pectinesterase/pectinesterase inhibitor 7
Exons: 2
Coding region: 38-1753 (571 amino acids)
Biological process (GO): cell wall modification
Molecular function (GO): pectinesterase activity; pectinesterase inhibitor activity
Source: RefSeq, a predicted model, not a curated record
AAAAGAAGAAACUUCAUGCAACUAUAAUCACCAUUUCAUGUGUAUAUCAAAAGCCAUGGCAAAAAAUUGCAAUUUCUUUUUUGUUCAUUUCAUCCUUUGUUGCACUACACUUUUGCUACUUGUCCCAAUUUUAUUUGCUGCUGAUGCUCCUCCAAACACCCCUGUUCCUCCCUCUGUUAUUUGCAAAUCCACUCCUUAUCCUUCCUUUUGUAAAUCCUCUGUUCUCCCUCCUUCAGGUUCCCCCAAUGAAAAUGUAUACGGCUACGGUCGAAAAUCCGUCCAAAAAUCACUCUCUUCCGCUCGUAAAUUCUUAUCCCUAAUCGAAAAAUACCUUCACAAAUCCAAACAAUUAACAAUCACCGCUGUCCGUGCGCUAGAAGAUUGUCAAUUUCUAGCAGUACUCAACAUGGAUUAUUUGUCAAGUUCAUUUAAAACCGUCAACACGACGUCGAAAAUUCUCCCUGUUUUACAAGCUGACGAUGUUCAAACUAUGCUAAGCGCACUUUUGACAAACACACAAACUUGUUUGGAUGGACUUCAAGAGACAUCAUCUGCUUGGAGUUUGAGAAAUGGUCUAGUUGCUCCACUUUCUAAUGAUACCAAACUUUAUAGUGUCGCUUUAGCUCUUUUCACUAAAGGGUGGGUACCGAACAAGAAAAAGGGGCCGAAAAUUCGUCAUGAUAAAAAGCAAUUGUUCAAAAAUGGACGAUUGCCUUUGAAAAUGUCAGCACGAAACAAAGCGAUUUUCGAGACGGUAGGCAAGAGGAAGCUGCUACAAGAAAAUGAUCAGGUAGUUGUAAGUGACAUUGUGAUUGUGAAUCAGGAUGGAAGUGGGAAUUUCACUACAAUUAGUGAUGCUGUUGCUGCUGCACCAAAUAAUACAAAAGUUCAGUCAGGGUACUUUCUUAUAUAUAUCACACAAGGUGUAUAUGAGGAGUAUGUUGCAAUUCCUAAGUACAAGAAGUAUUUGAUGAUGAUUGGUGAUGGAAUUAAUCAAACGAUCAUAACGGGCAACCAUAGUUUUGUUGAUGGAUGGACAACAUUCAACUCUUCCACAUUUUCCGUGGUUGGUCUAGGAUUCGUCGCGGUUAACAUAACAUUCCAAAACACAGCAGGAGCAAUCAAACAUCAAGCAGUUGCAGUUCGAAAUGGUGCUGAUUUAUCCACAUUCUACAGUUGUAGUUUCGAGGCGUAUCAAGACACAUUAUACGUACAUUCUCUAAGACAAUUUUACAGAGAGUGUGACAUAUAUGGCACAGUCGAUUUCAUAUUUGGUAACGCUGCUGCAGUUUUCCAAAACUGCAACAUGCACCCUCGACUUCCUAUGGUCAAUCAAUUCAACGCGAUAACAGCUCAGGGCAGAACAGAUAUAAACCAAAACACGGGAAUUUCGAUACAAAAUUGCACAAUUAGACCUGCAGAUGAUUUGUUAUUGAGUGAUGGUACCACGAAUACAUAUCUUGGUAGGCCAUGGAAAGAGUACUCUAGGACAAUUUAUAUGCAAUCUUAUAUGGAUGGAUUUAUUCAUCCAACGGGAUGGCACGAUUGGUCUGGAGAUUUCGCGCUAAAUACGUCGUAUUAUGCAGAGUUUAAUAACACUGGACCUGGAUCAAAUACUACAGGCAGAGUUACAUGGCCUGCAAUUCGAAUGUUGAAUGCUACUGAUGCUGUUAAUUUUACAAUAUCUGGUUUUCUAGUAGGAGAUGAUUGGUUGCCACAAACUGGUGUGCCAUAUUUCAAUAGUUUACUGUAACUCUCACAAUUCCUUUUUUUUUGUUCUUUUGAUUUUAUAAUUAUAUGAAUUGAUUAAGUGAAUUAAUAAUCAGGAUUGUAAAUCGUCCUGGGAAAUGUAGUCAAAAAGUUAAUGUGAAUUCCUUUAUUUAA